AGUAUGCGCUAGUGGAGGUUCCCUGACAGGUUGGGGAGCAUCGGGCCAGCUGGGACCGAUCGCGGAGGGCCAGGAUGGGGGAGGCGGCCGUGGCAGAAGGGCCCUGUCCACUGCGAGAGGACAGCUUCACGCGCUUCUCGUCGCAGAGCAACGUGUAUGGGCUUGCUGGAGGCGCCGACGGGCGAGGGGAGUUGCUGGCCGCCACUCUUAAAGGCAAGGUGCUCGGCUUCCGCUAUCAAGACCUCCGACAGAAAAUCAGGCCUGUGGCCAAAGAGCUGCAAUUCAACUACAUCCCCGUGGAUGCUGAGAUCGUCUCCAUCGACACUUUCAACAAGUCACCCCCAAAACGGGGCCUGGUUGUGGGCAUCACUUUUAUAAAGGUACCAUAGCACCCUCCACCUGUCCACGUCCUCUUCCUUAGUCCCUGUGGAUCCCACCAAGUCUAUCCCAAGUGCUCUGAAUCUACAGAAAAU
Molecule: messenger RNA, 473 nt
Organism: Rattus norvegicus (Norway rat)
Lineage: Eukaryota; Metazoa; Chordata; Mammalia; Rodentia; Muridae
Gene: Kptn
Product: kaptin (actin binding protein)
Exons: 2
Coding region: 75-389 (104 amino acids)
Biological process (GO): actin filament organization
Cellular component (GO): actin cytoskeleton
Molecular function (GO): actin binding
Source: RefSeq, marked provisional